Molecule: messenger RNA, 802 nt
Organism: Penaeus monodon (black tiger shrimp)
Lineage: Eukaryota; Metazoa; Arthropoda; Malacostraca; Decapoda; Penaeidae
Exons: 5
Coding region: 89-730 (213 amino acids)
Source: RefSeq, a predicted model, not a curated record
GUCUGCAAACCACACAGCAGAAAAGACCUCCUUAAAAAAUUAUAUCACACAGUAAAACACCUCUGACACCAAUCACACCACCUUAACAAUGACCCUCCGCCGCGCCUCCUGUCUUUGGCUCCUCUGUGCCUUCGUCAGCGUCGAGGGCCACGGCCGCCUGAUGCAACCGCCCAGCAGAUCAUCCGCCUGGAGAUACGGCUUCGACACGCCCGUUAAUUACAAUGAUAACGAGCUCUUCUGCGGAGGCUUCGGGAUCCAGUACGGUGAGAACGAAGGCAAGUGCGGCGUCUGCGGCGACAACUGGGCCGACCCUCAACCCCGAGACAACGAGGCCGGAGGAACGUACGGGACGGGGCUCAUCGUUGCCAACUACACCAAGGGACAGGAGCUGAGCAUCGAGGUGGAGCUCACGAAGAGCCACUUGGGGUACUUCGAGUUCCGCCUCUGCGUGAACAACGACCCCACCAAGAUCAUCACGGACGAAUGCCUGGACGAGAACCUGCUGGCGAUGGCCGACGGCUCCGGCACCAAGUUCCACAUCGAGUCGUAUGAAGCAACGUGGAAAUACCCGAAGGUGAAGCUUCCUGACGACGUCGUGUGCACUCAGUGCGUGCUGCAGUGGCACUACAGGGCUGGUAACUCCUGGGGAGACUGCGGAGACGGCACCUCCGCGCUGGGCUGUGGCGACCAGGAAAUCUUCAGAGGCUGCGCGGAUAUCGGCAUUUACUGAGGGAAUUUUGAUCUACCCCGCAACAAGGUUUAAAAAAAAUUGUUCCAAGAAGGUAUAUAUAUAUAUAUAUAU